AUGAUCUCCAAACCUGCUCGAUGGCCGAGUCCGGCCAUAUCACGUGCAACAAUCACGUGCUACUACGUCAUAUACCAGGGAAGCCGUGGCUUGCAAGAAAAAGUACGCAGCCCUUAUGACUUCUCCAAUGGAUCUCACUGGAUGUUACAGUCCGUCAGCUUUGCUCAACGAUACCAGUCUACGAUGGUCGCUGCAAGGGUUGCCCGUCUGAAAUGGACGGUGCCCCCAGCGGUCCUAGCUGCAUACACUGCGGGGAAUUGGUCGCAUCCCAGACAAUCACAAACUCGAUUCUCUUCUUCUCAAAAACGGAACGAUACAGAUUCUGAGAAGGCCAAUGCAGGAACAGGUGGUCAAGGAGAUGACUCCAGUGAUAAUGGGUCCAUUUGGAACAACAUCGUCCACAAGUUUGACGGGGUCGCGAAUACUGUCAGUCCCGGCGAAUGGGUAGACGUGGGCAGCAUCACCAACAUCAUCCCGGACUGGGCAAGCUUCUUACCAAUUCCUGCUCAGAAACUGCAGCGCGAGCUUUCUCUUGCUCCUGGCUCCUUGGCCGACGAGAUCUGGAAGGAGGCGCAGGACCCCAAUGUCCAUCCUGAGAUUCUCCGUGAGGCCAGCGUGCGAGUGAGUGGAGAGUUAUGCGAGGAAGAGAAGGCGUUCCGGCGACACCGUCAACGGAAGGUGAUCAAAGCAUUGUCGUCCUAUCUCGACAUACCCGAGGAGGAUAUUCACCCCGAUGAUGUGCCAGUUAUUGCAAUGUGUGGCUCAGGAGGUGGCCUUCGCGCGCUGGUCGCAGGUACCGGAUCAUAUCUGGCGGCGCAAGAAGCGGGACUGUGGGACUGUAUCACCUACACAGCUGGUGUCAGUGGAAGCUGCUGGCUGCAGACGCUGUACCAUUCGUCACUCUCCCAGCGAAACUUCAACAAGCUCGUCGACCAUUUGAAGAACAGACUUGGUGUUCACAUUGCCUUUCCACCGGAGGCUCUCAAUCUGCUCACCACUGCCCCGACAAAUAAAUACCUUCUCUGCGGGUUUGUGGAGAAACUCAAAGGUGACCCAGGGGCCGACUUUGGCCUGGUAGAUAUCUACGGCUUGUUACUCGCAGCAAGACUUCUGGUCCCGCGAGGAGAACUGGGAGUGUCAGACCUGGAUUUCAAACUGUCGAGUCAGAAGGAAAAUUUGAUGAAUGGAGCUCACCCGCUCCCUAUCUACACAGCGGUACGACAUGAGAUCCCUGUUGAGGUCCUGGACGAGAAAAAUGAGAAUGGCCAGAAGCGUACUCCCGAGCAGUUGAUGAGGGAGUCACGAAAUGAAGCAUGGUUCCAGUGGUUUGAGUUCACUCCCUACGAGUUCUUUUGUGAAGAACUCAAUGCCGGUAUUCCAACCUGGGCCCUGGGACGUCACUUCAACAAAGGCCGCUCCGAGGUCUCUGCUGAAAAACUUCCGCUCCCGGAGCUGAGGAUCCCCGGGCUGAUGGGUGUCUGGGGCAGCGCAUUUUGCGCAACUCUGUCGCACUAUUACAAAGAGGUCCGGCCUUUGGUCAAAGGCUUGGCUGGGUUUGGAGGAAUUGAUUCUCUCAUCCAAGGCAAGAACCAGGAUUUGAUUCGAGUGCAUCCUAUCGACCCUGCGGGUAUACCCAACUACGUGAUGGGAAUGAAAGACCAGCUUCCCGAGUCUUGUCCAGAAUCGAUCUUCCUAAAUGACCACCUCCGUCUCAUGGAUGCGGGAAUGAGCAACAACCUUCCAAUCUACCCGCUCAUCCGACCUGGCCGUGAUGUCGAUGUAAUCGUCGCAUUUGACGCAUCUGCAGAUAUCAAGCAAGAGAACUGGCUUUCCGUUGUCGACGGUUAUGCCAAGCAACGUGGUAUCAAGGGUUGGCCCGUCGGCGCCGGAUGGCCAAAAGCCUCCUCGAACCCCCAGGAUACCGAGGAAGCGUUGCGCGAGCCAAAGAAUAUCACCGAUGGCGAGAUAGCCGAGAAACUCGCCAAGGCCAAAGAUGGCAUCUCGCCCACCGGCCAAAAGCCCAACACAGGUACAGACCUAGGUUACUGCAACGUCUGGGUUGGCACCACAGAAGAACGAACCUCGAACGACGAGCCCCCGCCCUCCAAACGACUCUUCAACGCUUCCGAAGAAGACGAAUCCGACUUCCACCUGAUGCGUCCAGACGCCGGCGUUGCCGUCGUCUAUUUCCCGCUAAUCCCCAACCCUUCCGCGCCAGAUCUCCCAAUAGCUCGCAAACCAAAGAUCCGGAAUUACCUCUCGCUCCACACCCCCAAUUCGAUCAACCCAGAAGUUGAUGAUUUCCUGUCUACAUGGAACUUUGUCUACACGCCUGAGCAGAUUGAUUCCGUUGUUGGUCUUGCCAAGGCCAAUUUCGCUGAGGGUGCAGCGCAGACUCGUCGUGUUGUCCGCGCUGUCUAUGAGCGCAAGAAGUCAGAUCGAUUGAAGAAGGAGGCUGAAGAGCAUCGGCAGAAAAUGGAAGGCUUUGUGCCUCUGUGA
Molecule: messenger RNA, 2499 nt
Organism: Penicillium bovifimosum
Lineage: Eukaryota; Fungi; Ascomycota; Eurotiomycetes; Eurotiales; Aspergillaceae
Product: putative phospholipase A2 (PlaA)
Exons: 2
Coding region: 1-2499 (832 amino acids)
Biological process (GO): glycerophospholipid catabolic process
Cellular component (GO): cytosol
Molecular function (GO): A2-type glycerophospholipase activity
Source: RefSeq, a predicted model, not a curated record